This is a messenger RNA of Psylliodes chrysocephalus, 3132 nucleotides long. The record is from the annotation of a GenBank genome assembly. NCBI's taxonomy places the organism in Eukaryota, Metazoa, Arthropoda, Insecta, Coleoptera, Chrysomelidae.
AUGGAGAUCAGAAAAUUAAUAGAUUUACUCCGGGCCACUAUAGACCCAAAUCAACGACAGCAAGCCGAAGUUCAAUUAGACCAGAUCCACAAAAUAAUCGGCUUCGCUCCUUCUCUUCUCCAAGUCAUCAUGAUGUCAGACUGUGAUAUGCCUGUUCGACAAGCCGGCGCCAUUUACCUCAAGAACCUCAUCUCGACAAACUGGCAGGAUAGGGAGGCGGAAACGGGCCAACCGAUACCUUUCGCCCUACACGAACAGGACAGAGCCUUGAUCAGGGACAGCAUCGUGGACGCUGUCGUGCACGCACCCGAAUUGAUAAGGACCCAAUUGUGCACGUGCGUCAAUCACAUGGUCAAACACGAUUUUCCUGGAAGGUGGACGCAGAUCGUCGAUAAGAUUAGUGUAUACCUAUCAAAUCCGGAUCCCAAUGGCUGGCAUGGAGCCUUUCUUUGCCUGUAUCAACUAGUAAAAAACUUUGAAUACAAGAAAGCUGAAGAGCGCGGUCCAUUACACGAAGCCAUGAAUCUUUUGUUGCCGCAAUUGUACCAGCUUGAAGUUAGAUUGCUGCCGGAUCCUUCGGAGCAGUCGGUGCUCCUUCAAAAGGAGGGACUCAAAGUCUAUUUUGCUCUUACUCAAUACAUUCUACCAUUGGAUUUGAUCAGCAGGGACGCAUUCGCUCAGUGGAUGGAAGUUUGCAGACAGGUGGUAGAACGUCCCGUACCACCAGCAGCAUUACAGCCUGACGAAGACGAACGACCUGAUUUACCAUGGUGGAAGUGUAAAAAAUGGGCUUUGCACAUUCUGUACCGUAUGUUUGAAAGAUACGGUUCACCCGGACAUGUGACAAAGGAGUACAACGAAUUUUCGGAAUGGUACCUUCAGACAUUCAGUUCUGGUAUUCUUGAAGUACUUUUAAGAGUUCUAGAUGGAUAUCGUGGAGGACAUUGGGUUCCACCUAGGGUGCUGCAACAAACAUUAAAUUACCUCAAUCAAGCCGUGUCGCAUGGGCAUACUUGGAAAAUAUUGAAACCGCACAUGCCGGCAAUAAUACAGGACGUCUUGUUCCCUCUCAUGAGUUAUUCGGCAGAAGAUCAUGAACUGUGGACUGUUGACCCUCAUGAAUACAUUCGAGUGAAAUUUGACGUAUUUGAAGAUUUUGUAUCGCCGGUGACGGCAGCUCAAACUUUGUUGCACUCGUCGUGCAAGAAACGCAAAGAAAUGUUACAGAAGACGAUGGUAAUGCUCACGCAAAUUCUCACCAAUACCGCCACGGAGGCUGCUCAAAAGGACGGCGCUCUACACAUGGUCGGAUCUUUGGCUGAUAUACUUCUUAGGAAAAAGCUGUACAGAGACCAACUGGACCAGCUGUUCAUAAAAUACGUUUUCCCGGAAUUCAACAGCGACCGGGGACACAUGAGGGCGCGCGCCUGUUGGGUGCUGCACUACUUCGCCGAAUUCAGUUUCAAACAGGAUACCAUUUUGAUGGAGGCCAUCAAUUUGACGGUACGCGCGUUGCUCUUCGACAAGGAUCUACCCGUCAAAGUGGAGGCGGCCAUAGCUCUCCAAUCGUUACUCAAUUACCAGGACAGAGCGCAGAAGUACAUCGAGCCGCAAGUCAAACAAAUCGCUCUCGAAUUGCUUACCAUCAUUAGAGAAACCGAAAACGAGGACGUGACAGGUGUCAUGCAAAAAUUGGUGUGCGUCUACACUCCACAACUGGCGCCGAUCGCCGUCGAAAUUUGCCAGCACUUGGCGACGACGUUUAAUCAAGUAUUGGACACCGACGAGGGAUCUGACGAGAAAGCGAUCACGGCGAUGGGACUAUUGAACACCAUCGAGACCCUUUUGACAGUCAUGGACGAACAACCGGAGGUAAUGAGAUUAUUGGAACCGACGGUGCUGCAAGUGAUAGCGAACGUUUUGCAAAACGAGGUGCAGGAGUUCUACGAGGAGGUGUUGGCUUUGAUUUACGAUUUGACCAGCAAGCAGGUAUCGCCCGAUAUGUGGAAAGUUUUCGAAUUAUUAUACCAAGUAUUCAUGAAGAACGGCAUCGAUCACUUCACGGACAUGAUGCCGGCGCUACACAACUACAUAACGAUCGAUACGAACGCCUUCUUGUCGGACGAACAGCGGCUGUUGGCCAUCUACAACAUGUGCAAAGAAAUAUUAACCAAAGACUCGGGCGAGGAUCCAGAAUCGCACGCUGCCAAAUUGCUGGAGGUGGUGUUGUUGCAGUGUCGCAAGAAGAUCGAUCAGGCGGCGCCGAUGUUGAUCGAAUUGGCGGCGGCGCGACUUUUGAGAGAGGUGAAAACGAGCGAAUUGCGAACGAUGUGUUUGCAGGUGCUUAUCGCGGCGCUCUACUACGAUCCCCAAUUGCUCUUUACCGUGUUGUCAAAGAUGCCUGAUUUCACUAAUCACUUUAUCAAGCAGUGGUUGCACGACACGGAUUGCUUUUUAGGAAUUCACGAUAGAAAAUUGUGCGUAUUGGGCUUAUGCACGCUAAUUUCAAUGCCAAACAAACCCCCCGUACUGAUGGAGGUAGCACCCAAAGUAGUACCGGCCUUGAUACUGCUUUUUGAAGGCCUCAAGAGGGCGUAUGCGGCCAAAGCCGCUGAAGCGGCCGAAGAGGAAGAGAGCGAAAGUUCCGACGGAGAAAUUGAAGGAGAUAUCCUGAGUUCGGAUGAGGACGAAAUCGACGACCAGGGACAGGAUUAUUUGGAAAAUUUGUCGAAGAGGGCGACGAAUGCUUUGACCGCCCAGGGUAUUAACGCCAACGCCACCAUAAACGAUAUUAAUGAUAAUUCCGAAGACGAGGAUUCCGAUUUCGAACCAAAUGAAGAAACAGUUUUGGAAUCUUACACGACGCCCCUCGACGAAGAAGACUGUGAUGUAGAUGAAUAUCAAGCGUUCAAACAAAUUAUGACAGCGAUCCAGGGUCAGGAUCCGGAAUGGUACAAUGCGUUAACGACGAAUUUAUCCGAAAGUCAAUUGAAAACGCUGAGCGAGGUGUGCGUGUUGGCUGAGCAAAGGGCGGCAGCGAGAGAGAGCAAAAGGAUCGAACAGCAAGGAGGUUAUAUCUUCACCCAACAAGCAGUGCCAACUUCUUUCAAGUUCGGCGACGGAAAUUCAUGA